AUGACGGAGUUGCUUUUAGCUCAGUCACCUAUUCCUUCCUCUCAAGAGCUUGUUUCUUCUCAAGAUAUCCCCAUGUCUCAAGAACGUACAUACAAUGGAAAGGUCACUUAUUCCUCAAGGCCUAUAACGGGGAACAUAAAUGUUGCUGGUUAUAGUGAUGGAACAAAGGCUGAUCCGGUUACGCGCGAACUUAUCAAGAGUUUGAUAUUUGAGCAGAUUGAACAGAAUCCCAACAAGAAAGCCAGGGAUAUUGUUAGAGAACUCAAAAGUGAUUAUGGGUUGGAAGUGAGCUACGAUCAGGCGCAUGCCGGGAAAGAAUUAUGUUUCAAGGAAUUGUAUGGCGAGGACAUUAAAUCAUACACUGACUUGAGAUGGUGGUGUGAAGCCGUGAAGAAACACGAUCCAGGUAGUAGGGCUGAUUUAGUUGUUGAAGGUGGCGAGUUUAAGAGUUUGUUCUUAGCCUUCGAUGCUUGCAUCUCUGGUUUCGAAUAUUGUCGCCCGGUACUGUUCUUGGAUGCAACUUUCCUAACUGGAAAAUUUAGGGGUUGUCUUAUGGCGGCUACCGGGAAGAAUGCGAAUAAUGGAAUAUUUCCUCUGGCAUAUGGUAUCGUAUCAGCUGAAACUGUUGAGAAUUGGCAUUGGUUCUUGAAGAAACUAGAAUCUAUCUUGGGUCCUCGUGUACUAACUUUUAUUUCGGAUCGCCAUGAGGGUUUGAUCCAAGGGAUUCGUGAUGUUUUCCCAACUUUCUAUCAUGCUUGGUGUUACCAGCAUUUGAAGAAUAAUGUCCGCAGCUUUGAUCAGGGUAUGCAAAAGUUGAAGGAUAUGGGAUGUGAUGGUCUUCACAAAUUCUUGAGUGAGAUUCCAGUGGAAUGUUGGUCCAAUGCACAUUGUAUGGGCUGUCGUUACGGCGACAUGUGUUCAAACAUUGCAGAGUCCUUUAACUCUUGGAUCAAGGAAGCAAAAGGUAUGCCUAUUGCAACACUUGUUAACUGGAUCAGACUUAAAAUUAUGGAACAGAUGAGUACAAGGAAGAGGAAGGGGGCGACGUAUAAAGGAUUCAUUUGUCCUAGGCUAGAGAAAAAAGUGUUGGCUUCCAUUCGUGCUGGUGUCAAAUGGAGAAUAACCAAGUCUGGUGACAUGGAGUGGGAAGUUUUUGAUGGAAAACACACGCAUGCUGUUAAUAUUGCGAAGUUUCAGUGCAGCUGUAGGGUUUGGUUUACUGAGAAGUUCCCUUGUGAUCACGCUAUUGCGUGUAUGCAUUCAAAUAACAUCAAUGUUUACGAGUACAUUAAUCCGUAUUUCAGCAUUGCUAGCUUCCGUGCUUCGUAUGAUUGUCCUAUCAAGCCCAUUCCUGAUUACGACAAGCCUAUUGAUGUUGCUACUGGAGAUAUCGUGAACCCACCAACUGUCGUAGGAAAAAAACAUGGUAGGCCGAAGAAGAAGCGGAUUCCUAACACAGGUAGUGCAAGUUUCAAGAGACCAAUUACGUGCAAUAACUGCCAUACUCAGGCACAUCAUAACAAGACGACGUGUCCUCAUCCUCAUGCGAAAAAGCAAUGUUAA
This is a messenger RNA of Papaver somniferum (opium poppy), 1563 nucleotides long. RefSeq lists its product as uncharacterized. The record is from RefSeq and is a predicted model, not a curated record. Gene Ontology annotation, molecular function: zinc ion binding. The transcript is spliced from 4 exons. NCBI's taxonomy places the organism in Eukaryota, Viridiplantae, Streptophyta, Magnoliopsida, Ranunculales, Papaveraceae. Bases 1 to 1563 code for a protein of 520 amino acids.